CAGCUGCCUAGAGUGACUAAGUUACUUGGGAACUAUAGGCUCUCAGUCGAGUAAGUCUUCAGUGAAACUAAUCAUUGCUUUAGCGUACGUCAGGCACCCGGGUACUAGUAUUCAGUUGACUCAGUUGAUGCACGGUUGUGAUGGACAACUUCGACGACUACAGACCGUGUCCGGACGGAAGGAAGAUUGAUCGCACGAUUGUCCUAAUGGGUCGGACAGGCAAGGGCAAGUCCACUCUGGCAAACGUCAUUGCCGGUCGAUACAAGGGUGACUUGUUCCCGGAGUCCAGCUCUCCGACCAGUAAGACCCAGGGCUUGCCUACUAAGACCGUCCUCGUGCCGUACGCGGGCCACGAUUACGCAGUGAAGAUCAUCGACACCAUCGGAUUCUGCGACAACCGCUUCACCGAAGAGCAGGUGCUACUGGAGCUUGCGCAUUUGGCACACACGUGCAGCGGUGGGAUCAACCAGAUCAUCUUCAUCACCAAUGGCCGCUUCACCCAGGAAGAGCGACAGGCCUCCGAUUCCGUCAUUGACGUGAUCUUUCAGCCGCAAGUGGCGCCCUUUUGCACCCUGGUUCGCACGAGAACGCCGGGCGGGGAGCUGCGAGAAGACGUCAUAUCGGCCAAGACACAGGCCUACAAGGAGGAGUCGGUCGCUCUGCACCCCAGCCUGGGGCGCAUCAACACUUUCCUCAUGGUCAGCAACCCAGACGACGGCGAUGACCACAGCUACGAAGUACGCAGGAGAACUCGAAAGCGUAUGGUCGAGCAUAUCAUUCUGCAUUAUCAGGCUGUUUACGUUCCACCUCUGUUUGCCGAAGUCAAGGGCAGGAUCGAUGGCCAUAUACAACAGAAGACCGAGACCGAACGCAAACUCCAGCAGCUUCAGGAGGACCUGGCGGCUGCGCGCAUCAGCGAUGCGGAGUUCAAGAGGAGUAACGCUGAGGAGCUGGAAAGGCUCAAACGCAUCAACGGGGAGCUGACUGCAAAGGUCAAGGAAGAACUUCCGUGGUGGAAAACAGCCCUGAAAAAACUGGGACAAGUAGCAAGCACAGUAUUGCGCGAUAUGAUUGUGCCUAGUUUGGAUGUACGCUAUCCAGUACCGCACUAAUGGUCAGGAUGCCAACAUGACGGAACAAGUGGUCCCUGCAAGCACCACACGGCAGGAGUUUGCUGCAGCUUCAUGCAAAUUUUUUGUACCGUAGGUCCUUUCCUAUGUACCUAGGGUAAAAAUUGAGGAUAGCAUCAUGGUCGGGGUUAAACUGUCCCAAUCAGGGAUGUAUAUCAUCUUUUCAAAGCAUUCGUCUAGGGAUUUAGUUGAAUCUUUUACUUGUACACAACCUUGUUACAUUUGCCUUGAGUUUCUUUGGAUUAGGCUUUUUUCAAAUUUUCAUUUUGAUUUCAUCGUCGAGUUUCAUCCCUUGUAUCUUUGGUUUUCUUCCUUCUUUCCAUGUCGUAUGGUUUGAAUAAGCCCGUUUUGAGUCCCAUGCAGGGCGUAGUCAAAUAAAUGUAGUAAUAUUACUACUCCCUGGUUCAAACACUCAACUGCCUUGGUGUAUGCUCAAGCUGUGCGUACUGAUGCUGCCCUUGUAUGUAUGUAUGCACAGGUACUUGCAGUACACUUUGCUGAAUAACAAUCCCUCACAUCUCCAUCCUGGAUGAGAACAGUUACGGUCGUUUUUCAGGAUUCGUUUUUCUUCAGGUGGAGCAUUUCUUUAGUCAAUUGGCCCCUAUAUGUACGUCACAAAACUAUCUAGCUAUGCCUGAGUUGGUCCUACUCCGGAGGUCGUUUUUGACGAGGUUGACUGCGUUAUUGUUUUGGUGUCCCGUGCAUCUACAUGUACACUACACAUGUACAUUGUACAUGUAUAGUGUACAUGCUACUGUAGUUUUGAUGGAGACCAUCAUGAACAAUGGACUGUCUAAUAAUAAUUAUUAUUCACUUGUCCUGUCUUUCUAAAUAACAUGUUGUUGCACAUGUUCUUGGGUUAGUUUUUGGCCUUUAUGGGGUUACUUGUUGUUUUUGGAGAGUUCAUCUUUAUGCUUCUUUUAAAGAAAACAAAACAAAAUUGUAGUACUGAUUA
Molecule: messenger RNA, 2085 nt
Organism: Sycon ciliatum
Lineage: Eukaryota; Metazoa; Porifera; Calcarea; Leucosolenida; Sycettidae
Exons: 2
Coding region: 141-1112 (323 amino acids)
Molecular function (GO): GTP binding
Source: RefSeq, a predicted model, not a curated record